AUGCACAAAUGCUACUGCGGCGUAUUGAGAUCAGGAAGUGAGCGGCAGCAGCAACAUCUUGCCCAGCAUCCAGAGCGAGAUCAGCAUCCACGUGGCUAUCUCAGGUCGGUGACCUCAUCUUCUAGACAAAGCCUGCGACCCACCCAGUUUAUAAAGCGUCCAAGCCUAAAGACCCCGCCCAGAUUUGGCCUAGGACACUCCAGCACCGAGCUGGUCAAUGACUUCAGUCGCCGCAACUCCACAGCCACCACGGUGAGUCACUGCUCCAGCUGCAGCUGCAGCUCCUCCCAGCAGCGCCAGCAAAGCAGGGCCAAGGUUUUGCGAUGGGGCUGGAAACGAACAGGCGGUAUUGACAGCUCAAACACGAAUCACCAUGAUGGAUACACGGACAAUCGGCGGCUUUAUGAGCAGAGCGCAUGCGUCGCCAGUCGCCAGAGGAGCCAAGGUCAGGGUCAGGUUUACAGUGGCAACUCGACGCCAUCGCCACGCCCAGUUCAGUACCCCAACCAGCAGGCCACUGAUGAGCUGCAGCAACUGCAGGCCCUGCAGCACUUCCGCCUGAUGAACGUCGGCGAAUGCUUCAGUGAUGGACGCCAGGAUGAGCUGCGUCUGCAGCGGGCCUAUGAUAAAAUAAGUUGCGGUAACUCGGACAAGUGGAACAAGGAUCGCGCCAAUGAGAGCAGGCAACAGGAAGUGACGAGGAACAGCAGCACCACACCCUAUGCCUUGAGGCAGAAGCUGCUCCAGCUGAGGCUCCAGGAGGAGGAGCGACGUGGCAGGGGCACGGGAGCCACCUGUGCUCCUUUGGGAAAGAGUUGCGCACUGCGAUAUAACUAA
This is a messenger RNA of Drosophila teissieri, 837 nucleotides long. RefSeq lists its product as uncharacterized. The record is from RefSeq and is a predicted model, not a curated record. The transcript has a single exon. NCBI's taxonomy places the organism in Eukaryota, Metazoa, Arthropoda, Insecta, Diptera, Drosophilidae. Bases 1 to 837 code for a protein of 278 amino acids.